Homarus americanus (American lobster) is the source of this 1287-nucleotide messenger RNA. RefSeq names its product proline-rich extensin-like protein EPR1. Lineage: Eukaryota; Metazoa; Arthropoda; Malacostraca; Decapoda; Nephropidae. The coding region runs from base 1 to 1287 and encodes 428 amino acids. The transcript is spliced from 3 exons. The record is from RefSeq and is a predicted model, not a curated record.
AUGUUGGACGAUAAACUACUAGAGGCGGGGGAGGCGGCGGUGGUACCCUUAUCUGCCCUCAGUGCCAACCUCCCACUCCCAUCCCACUAUCCAGCAGCUCCAGUGCCAGCCUCCACACUCCCAUAUACAGCCCUCACAGUGCCCUCCCACAUAUAUAGCCCCUCAGUGCCAACCUCCCACACUCCCAUAUAUCCAGCCCUCAGUGCCAACCUCCCACACUCCCAUAUAUCCCCAACCUCCCACACUCCCAUAUAUCCAGCCCUGCCAGCCUCCCACUCCCUUAUAUCAGCCCUCAGUGCCAUCAGCCUCAGUGCCAACCUCCCACCUCCCACACUCCCAUAUACCAGCCCUCAGUGCCAACCUCCCACACUCCCUUAUAUCCAGCCCUUAGUGCCAGUCCCACCUCCCCAUAAACUAGCCCUCAGUGCCAACCUCCCCACACUCCCAUAUAUUCAGCCCUCAGUGCCAACCUCCCACACUCCCAUAUAUCCAGCCCUCAGUGCAGCCUCCCACACUUCCAUAUCCAGCCCUCGUGCCAACCUCCCACUCCCCGCCUACCAGCCCUCAGUGCCAACCUCCCACACUCCCCAUAUAUCCAGCCUUGCCCUCAGUGCCAACCACCCCUCCCCAUAUAUCCAGCCUCUGUGCCAACCUCCCACACUCCCAUAUAUCCAGCCUCAGUGCCAACCUCCCCCUCCCAUAUCAGCCCUCAGUGCCAACCCCCACACUCCCAUAUAUCCAGCCUCAGUGCCAACCCCACUUCCCACCAUAUCAGCCCUCAGUGCCAACUUCCAUACUCCAUAUAUCCAGCCCAGUGCUAACCUCCCACACUCCCAUAAACCAGCCCUCAGUGCCAGCCUCCCACACUCCCAUAUAUCCAGCCCUCAGUGCCAACCUCCCACACUCCCAUAUAUCAGCCCUCAGUGCCAACCUCCCACACUCCCAUUAUCCAGCCCUCAGUGCCAACCUCCCACACUCCCAUAUACAGCCCUCAGUGCCAACCUCCCACUCCCAUAUACCCCCCAGUGCCAACCUCCCAUACUCCAUAUAUCAGCCCUUAGUGCAACCUCCACCUCCCAAACCAGCCCUCAGUGCCAACCUCACCUCCCAUAUAUCCAGCCCUCAGUGCCAACCUCCCACUCCCAUAUAUCCAGCCCUCCAGUGCCAGCCUCCCACACUCCCAUAUUCCAGCCCUCAGUGCCAACCUCCCCACUAUAUGCCCUCAGUGCCAACCUCCCACUCCCAUCCAGCCUUCACCAACCUCCCACACUCCCAUAUAAGCCAUAG